Messenger RNA from Coprinopsis cinerea okayama7#130, 2472 nucleotides. RefSeq names its product peptide transporter MTD1. NCBI's taxonomy places the organism in Eukaryota, Fungi, Basidiomycota, Agaricomycetes, Agaricales, Psathyrellaceae. Gene Ontology annotation, biological process: transmembrane transport. Gene Ontology annotation, molecular function: oligopeptide transmembrane transporter activity. The record is from RefSeq and is a predicted model, not a curated record. The transcript has 17 exons. The coding region runs from base 1 to 2472 and encodes 823 amino acids.
AUGGAGGCGACCACCACUUUGACGAUGUUGUCCGAGUCGGCUUCCGAUUUUUCAACCUCGACUGCUCCUUCGACAUCGUCCACCAUCUGCGCGGUGACCCAUGACAGUCGUUCUAGCACAUAUCUCGCCAGCGACGAAAAAUCGACAAAUUCUCAGAACGACCACGACGGCGGCUCUCAGGCAUCUACACAUGUUAACAGCAGCCAUGCCUGGGCCUCUGACGACAAACUCGAGAAGGGUGUCAGCCUUGACUCGAAACUCAACGCGAACAUUGAUAGCAACGCGGGGAGAGAGAGAGAUCUCGGAUUUGCCUUCCCAAAUUCAUUCUUAGCGAACGGGCUAUUAUUCGACCCUUACCUCGAUUCAUCGUUGUGGGAGACCGUGAAGCCAGAGCCAGAGGAUGGGAGAUGCAUGGAGCGAUCUUUAACACUGCGAUCUUUGGUUAUUGGUUCGCUAGUUGGAUGCCUUGGGGCAGCAAUAUAUCAAGUAUAUGUAUUGAAACCGGUGUUCGCGGUGGUUAACAACACGUUCCUGAUAGUCGUAGCCUAUAUAGGCGGGUCAUUCUGGGCGGCUGUUUUACCAAAGGCACCGUCUAGAGGAGAACAAAAUGUCGAGAAAAGGCGGAAGGAUGAAGCGUCUAGGAGCUUUGGCGACAGAAUACUGUGCGUCAUAAACCCUGGGCCAUUCUCCCUUGGAGAGCACGCAAUUUCCUCGAUGAUUGCCAUGGCUGCUGCGAACGGAAGCCUCGCUGUGCAGACACUCUCAGUGCAAUAUUUGUACUACGACACCCAAGUGGAUCUCCUCGCGGCCUCUUUAUUUAUAUUCUCCACGACGUGCUUUGGGUGUGCCCUAGCGGGACUUUUCCGACAUUUCACUGUCAAGCCGAAGGGGCUGAUAUAUCCGAGUGUAACUAUUCCAGUUGUGCCUCCCCUGUCGUUACUCCGGGGUGAGCCUACAACGUCUCUGCCCAAUGCUCAUGCUGACGUGAAACCAGUCUUCCACGCCGAGCCAGAUUCCGACCGGCAGUGGCUGUCGAAAGGUUUCUCAUUCACCUUCUGGACAACCUUCAUCUACGAAAUUUUCCCCGCCUACAUUUUCCCUCUCCUAAACGGAAUCAAUAUAUUUUGCUUGGCGUCCCAGACAUCCACAUCGCAGAUCCUGCAGGACGCAUUUACGAGUUUGUUUGGGGGUGCUAGUGGAAAUGAAGGACUCGGGCUGUUCAGUGUCUCUUUCGACUGGCAAUUCAUUGGUUCCUCCUUUCAAGGAUAUGCCCUCUGCUAUUGCGCCACCAUGGGCAUCUACUACUCGAACAUCUGGAAUGCGUUCAACCUUCCUAUUUUGGCGACCACCAUCUUCUCUCCGAACGGGACGGUCUAUGACCACACGGCGAUCAUGGACGAGAAUUUCAAUAUCAUCCCAGAAGCAAUCAGAGAACAAGGUGCUCCUGGCCUUACAGGAUCCUUUCUGUGGGCGAAUAUAGCAUCUAAUCUUGGUGUUGGAAGCUUGAUCGCUCACGCUCUUUGGUUCAUCGGACCAAGGUUGCUCUUCCCGUUUAUGUACAGGGGUUCGAAGGAAGGGAAGGCGCCCAGAUUCACGGUGGUCUUGAGGCAUCCGUAUAUCUCCCAAAUGCCCUAUAUGCUGGCGCUUAUCGCAGGGACGAUAGCUUUUCCACUCGCGAAUUCGCUCAACGCGUACCUGGGACAUUGGAUGUUGCCAAUGCACGUAGCUAAGAUGGUUGGCAGUUUGGUCCUCCCUGGGAACCCUCUGGGAAUUCUAUACUUCUCGACUUGGAGCGAAAGCGCCGUGUCAAACGGCAUGUACUUCACCUCACAGCUAAAACUCGGCCAAUACCUCAAAAUACCCUCUCGGGUAAUACUCUUCACACAAAUCUGGGGUCUUUUGUUAGCUACCAUGGCCAGGGUCAUCGAACAUCAACAAGAAGCUUUCACGAGCCCUAUCGGAACCAACAUAUGGAACGGUCAAGUUCCACAGAUCUUAAACAGCGAGGUUGUAACCUGGGCGCUUGCGAAAGAGUUAUACAGCUUCGAUGGGCCUUACUUUAUCGUGCCUCUGAGUCUCCUGCUGGGCGCUUCUCUGACCACAAUUCAAGCUCUGCUUCACCGGAUCUGGCCAAACCUUUGGUUCUUAGACGGUAGCACCCUGAUGCUUCCCGUCGUUUUCAUGUACUCAUCCAUAAUGACCUUCGGCAUCACCUCCUCCAUCAUCUCAAGCAUCCUAGUUGGAAUCAUUUGUCAACUCUGGAUCCGAAACCGCUGGCCAGUCUGGUUCAAUGACCACAGUUUGAUCUUUGGGAGUGCACUCGACGGGGGAGCGCAGUGCAUGUUGCUUUUGCUUUCGUUCACUGUCCUUGGUGGGAUUGAAGGGUCGCACAAGCCUUUCUGGCAGUGGGUUGGAAAUCCAGUCGUUGGAAACGUGGAUUAUUGUAAUGGGAAUGGCGCGCUGGAUCGUUGA